This is a messenger RNA of Salvia miltiorrhiza (redroot sage), 1395 nucleotides long. RefSeq names its product receptor-like protein 6. The record is from RefSeq and is a predicted model, not a curated record. The coding region runs from base 1 to 1395 and encodes 464 amino acids. Lineage: Eukaryota; Viridiplantae; Streptophyta; Magnoliopsida; Lamiales; Lamiaceae. Gene Ontology annotation, molecular function: protein binding. The transcript has 2 exons.
AUGCUUCCAAAGCUAUUCUUCAUCAUUUCUACACUAAUUUCCUCCUUCAUUUUCACUACUCAUUCUUAUAAUAGCCAAUGCCUUCACCAUCAGAAAACCUUGUUGCUUCAGUUCAAGAACGACUUGACAUUCGAUUCUUCUUUCUCGACAAAAUUGGUGCGAUGGAAUGAAAGUGAUGAGUGCUGCAAGUGGCCCGGUGUGGAAUGUGAUGCUGCUGGCUAUGUCGUUAGUUUGCAGCUCGAUGAUGAGUCUAUUUCUGGUGGAAUCGCAGAUUCAUCGAGUCUCUUCAAACUUAUGCAUCUGCAGAAGCUAAAUCUAGCCUACAAUUCUUUCAACAACACUCCCAUUCCAAGAGGUAUUCACAAUCUCACCUAUUUGACACACUUGACUUUGUCCCAUGCUGAAUUUGGUGGGCAGGUUCCACUCCAACUUUCCUUCUUGAGGAGAUUGGUUUGUCUCGAUAUCUCCUACAAUAUAUAUCAGGGAUCUCUAAGUCUUGAGCUCCCAAAUUUGGAGUUGUUUGUCCAAAAUCUAACAGGGCUUCAAGAGCUCUAUCUUGAUGCUGUCUUUGUUACUUCCUCUUAUGAGAGGAGAAAAUGGAGCCACAUUAUAGCAUCAUAUUUACCCAACCUCACCACCUUGAGCUUGCGUCAUUGUGAUUUGUCUGGCCCUUUAGAUAAGUCCUUUUCGCAACUCCAUUCCCUUUCCAUCCUUCGACUAGAUUUUAACCCUCUUGGGACAGAACUUCCAGACUUGUUCGCCAAUUUUUCAAGUUUGACCACUUUGUCUCUUUUUAACUGCCGUUUGAAGGGUUCGAUUCCACCCACCUUUGCUAACCUAACCAACCUGAUUCAUGUCAACUUGUCAACUAACUUGUUCACAGGCGCACUUUCUUCUACGUUGUUUGAAGGUUUUUCCAAUCUUGUUUAUUUAGAUUUGAGGAGUAAUUUAUUCUCUGGAAACAUUCCCCACUCUCUCUUUGCUCUCCCUUCAUUGUUGGAACUUGUUCUUCGCCACAACCAAUUUAAUGGCACUUUGCAACUGGACAACUUUCGAAGCCUUGCGAAUCUUACACGACUUGAUCUAUCUCACAAUAGAUUGUCAGUAGAUGUUGGCAACGUCAAUUCAACUUCAUAUGGAAGUCUCCAGCUAAAAGUGUUAAGACUAGCUUUUUGCAACUUGUCCCAUUUUCCUAAUUUCAUCAAAUAUUCGGAUAUGGUAGAUGUGGACCUCUCAAACAAUCGGAUUGGUGGGGAGAUACCUAGUUGGAUUUGGGGAACACAACUUUUUUGGUUGGACCUCUCUUUUAAUCUUCUUACAGAUAUGCAAAAGCCUUACCAUAUCCCUGAUUCUCUUGAUCACCUAUCCUUGGAGUCUAACCAGCUCAGGGUUUAA